Vigna angularis (adzuki bean) is the source of this 1178-nucleotide messenger RNA. RefSeq lists its product as uncharacterized. The coding region runs from base 180 to 914 and encodes 244 amino acids. The transcript has 4 exons. Lineage: Eukaryota; Viridiplantae; Streptophyta; Magnoliopsida; Fabales; Fabaceae. The record is from RefSeq and is a predicted model, not a curated record.
UUAUCUCUAGUUUUUAGUUUUCACUAGAACAGACCUAGAAAUGUUCCUUGUAUGGUUACUCCACUAUGCUGCUAUUAUCGUAGUUGACACCACAGCAAAACCCACUUGUUGAAUUGCAAUCCCCUUUCAAAAGGGUAUUCAGAUUUGGUUUCAAAUUUUCAUCUUUCAACUACGCAAACAUGUCUCUCCCCUCUUCCUCUCACCUUCUAUCUACUACUGCUUCUUCUCGUUUCCAACCCUUGAUCCUCAACAGCACCGUCUCUAUCGAACCUUCCUUUCUGGGUUUCAAGGGUACACCAUGUUUUGUUGAGAAGCACAAUUGCUGCUUAAGUGUUAAACCAUUUGGUAUAUCUCAGAAGAGAGUUACCACGAUCUCCUGUUCUAUGAAUAUGUCUGCACAACAGUCAGAUGAUCAUGGGAAAAUGAAGCUUGAGCAGUUAAUAGACAAAGCACGAAAGCUUUGGGACAGUUCUCCUGAGCCAGUGAAGAUUUUCCCCUGGAACAAAGCUCUGGACAACUUCAUUCAACUUAUUCUUGAUCUUAUUUUGGUUGUUGUCAAAUACCUAGCCGUGCCUGUAUUCGCAGUUACCUCACUGAGUGAAAUGUCCUACUGUGCACACGAAAGGAAGCUAUUUCUGGUUCCUAUUUCAGUUCUCUUUGGAGUUGCUGUUGCUGGGAUUCUUAAAGCCACUGCCCUUGAGUUAUCUCCACAUCUAAAGGAUGCAGAAGUUCCAUGGCAUUUAAUUGCUAUUGCAAUUUUGUUCACAUUAAUCAAAUUGCCAGGGCCAUAUUACCCUUACUGGGGACGUAUAAUCAUUCCUCAUUUUGCAAAUGGGGUUCUUUUGAGGACUCUAUGGUUUGCAAUAUUGUGGUAUAGAAGACCAAAAGCAGUGAAAAUGCCGGGUUCUAGUUAGUUAUCCUCGAGUUAUGGUACUAGCUCGCAGAGUUACUCAGUUUUUGAUACCAGAUUUUUGCUAGUGAAGUUGCCAGUGGUGUUAAGCAAUGCAUUUAGAUUUUUACUAAAUUUAGAUUUCACUUUGUUGAGAAAUAAUGUAAGUGCUGUAGUUAGUGACUAUAGUUUGUCUUGGGAUGACAGAUAUGCAUAUUAAUAGUUGUAGCUGAUACAUAUCAAGAAAUAGAUGGCAAUGGUGACUUCACUUUUGGUAAAAGAAAAGAAA